GCAUAACAAAAACACCUUAAACCUCUCGCUCCACUUUCCUAACACCCUAACUCUUACCACUCUUUCUUUCUUCCUUCUUCUUUCUAUUCUUCCUCCGUUUUCUACGCUCUGCACAAUUCCAGAAUGGCAUCGCGAGCGAUUCUGAGAAGGAGAAGGAGUUUUGUUCAACAAUACGUGAAUAACGGUUUCUCCGCUCCGACUCCGAGUAACCGCUCUCUGCAACGUGCGAUAGCUACGACUUCUCCUCCGUCUCCAUGCAAGCACGGAACGACGCCGUUCGGAGACGACUCCUUCGAUCGUUAUGGAUUCGGACAACGCGUUCGCAGAUUCGGGAGCUUCGUUCCUCGGGACGGCUUUUCGGGAUUGAAUGCGCCGAUAGGUGUGCGGUGGCUGUCGCAGAUGUCGUCGGCGGCGAAGAAGCAUGAGCCGGAGGAUAUUGACGAGACUGUGGCGAAGAAGCGGAAAGAAGCGUCGCCCGAGGAGUGCGAUCAAGCCGUUGAAGGCUUGAGCACUGCGAAGGCCAAGGCCAUGGCGAAACGGGCGCAGGAGUCGCAGAAAGAGGUGCAGAGUGUUUUGAGGAAAGUGUGGACUGCGUUUUUGGGAAUCGGUCCAGCGUUGAGAGCCGUGGCUUCUAUGAGUAGGGAGGACUGGGCAAAAAAACUGGUUCACUGGAAAGGGGAAUUUGUGUCGACAUUGCAGCAUUAUUGGUUGGGUUCGAAGCUGCUGUGGGCUGAUGUGAGGAUCAGUUCCAGGUUGUUGUUGAAGCUUGCGGGUGGGAAGAGUCUCUCCAGAAGGGAGAGGCAGCAACUGACACGGACUACUGCUGACAUCUUUAGGCUAGUUCCUUUUGCAGUAUUUGUUAUUGUUCCCUUUAUGGAAUUCCUCCUGCCUGUGUUUCUGAAGUUAUUCCCUAACAUGUUGCCAUCAACAUUUCAAGACAAGAUGAAAGAACAGGAAGCAUUGAAAAGGAGACUCAAGGCAAGGAUAGAGUAUGCACGGUUCCUUCAGGAUACUGUCAAAGAAAUGGCAAAAGAAGUUCAGAACUCCCGUAGUGGAGAAUUAAAGAAAACAGCUGAAGAUCUUGAUGAAUUUUUAAACUUGAUUAGAAGAGGUGCAAGUGUAUCUAAUGAGGAAAUUUUGGGCUUUGCUAAGUUGUUUAAUGAUGAACUUACUCUUGAUAAUAUAAGCAGGCCACGGUUAGUCAAUAUGUGCAAGUACAUGGGAAUCAGCCCUUUCGGCACUGAUGCAUACUUACGAUAUAUGCUAAGAAAACGUUUACAGAGGAUUAAGGAAGAUGAUAAAUUGAUUCAAGCAGAAGGUGUGGAUUCUCUUUCAGAAGCCGAACUACGGGAAGAUUGUAGAGAGCGAGGCAUGCUUGGGUUAUUUUCUGUUGAAGAAAUGCGCCAACAGCUUCGAGAUUGGCUGGAUUUAUCUCUGAAUCACUCUGUGCCAUCAUCUCUUUUGAUACUUUCAAGGUCAUUUACAGUGUCUGGGAAAUUGAAACCAGAAGAAGCUGUACAGGCUACACUUUCUUCUCUCCCCGAUGAGGUUGUAGAUACUAUACAGGUUACAUCUCUACCCUCCGAGGAUUCUGUUUCAGAGAGAAGGAGGAAAUUGGAGUUCCUUGAAAUGCAGGAAGAACUUAUUAAGGAGGAGGAAGAAAAAAAAGAGGUGGAGCAAGCAAGGAAGGAGAGUAGUUCUAGUCAAGAGGAUAAGGCCCUGAAUGAGAUGAACAUUUCAACAGCAAAAGAAGCUCACCAGCUUGCUAGAGACAGAGCAGUGGAAAACAAAGAGCAACUGUGUGAAAUCAGUCGUGCAUUAGCUGUUUUAGCAUCUGCAUCGUCUGUAAGUACAGAGCGUGAAGACUUUCUUAGGCUGGUUAAUAAAGAGAUAGAACUCUAUAACAGUAUGGUAGAGAAAGAGGGUUCAAAUGGUGAAAAAGAUGCCUAUAAGGCAUAUAAAGCUGCCCGAGAGGAACAUGAACAUGCCACUGAGUCGGGUGAAGAAGGGGAUAAGGUGUCAUCAGCACUCAUCGAGAGAGUUGAUGCUAUGCUUCAAAAUCUUGAGAAGGAAAUAGAUGAUGUGGAUGCCAAAAUUGGUGACCGUUGGAGGCUGCUGGACAGAGAUUAUGAUGGGAAAGUAACUCCUGAGGAGGUAGCCUCUGCUGCAAUGUACUUAAAGGAUACAUUGGGCAAGGAGGGUAUACAAGAACUCAUUAGCAAUCUUUCCAAAGAUAGAGAUGGGAAAAUAUUUGUUGAGGACAUUGUUAGGUUGGGCAGUUGGAGGGAAGAUAGUAAUUCACCUGAAGAUGGGAGCGGGGAGAGGGUAUGAUCCGUCAUUUGACUUCCAGAUACAUUCGAAUUCCAGUUAUUGAUUUUGUAUUCAACUAAUAAGUAGUAGUUCAAUUGUAGCAGUCAGAUGAAAAUCAAGUGUGUGCAAGCUCUGUAAAUUUAUGACAGCUGAGCACACAAAUAUACUUUAUAUUUACACAUGAUACGCCUUGUUGGCUAUUGGGAUGCAUCAUUGCUGUACUAAAAUUUAAAUUAAUUCCGUGAAAUAUAAGUGAAUACAAAAUAUUAUUUUGA
Cajanus cajan (pigeon pea) is the source of this 2585-nucleotide messenger RNA. RefSeq lists its product as uncharacterized. Gene Ontology annotation, biological process: intracellular monoatomic cation homeostasis. Lineage: Eukaryota; Viridiplantae; Streptophyta; Magnoliopsida; Fabales; Fabaceae. The record is from RefSeq and is a predicted model, not a curated record. Gene Ontology annotation, cellular component: mitochondrial inner membrane. Gene Ontology annotation, molecular function: calcium ion binding; ribosome binding.